GUUGGCCUUCGAGGCAGAGCGUCGUAAGGACACUUGCCUCCUCUCCCCUCCCCCCCCCCCCCCGAAGCGAUUGGCGGUCGAGUUCGAAACGACUACGCCUGUCCCGGCUCACCUAGGAGGUAUGCGUGCUGGCUUUGGGUGACCCACAAAGCUUUCUUUGUGAAGAGCCAGAAAGAAAUUCAAACGGCUACCAGGCAGUGGCUGGUCCUGGGUGCGAGGGGCUGAAUGGCCUCCCGCGAGAAGGCGGAAUGGCCGAUUCCCCGAGUCACGUGCAAUACGCAGGAGCCAAUGGCUGAGCAGUCGUCUUGCCCCAGAGGCUUGCUUCCGCUUUCGUGAAAGUGACGCAUGGUGGGGGAAAUCCCCUCCAUUCAUCCGAUACAACGCUGCUGCGUCACACAGGGGUAACGUUACAACGCGUUCUGAGGGGGAAGCCCACCAGCCUCCUACCUCUCCAUCCAGCGUCCCCGCCAGCUCUUCCGUCAAAGGUUCAGGCAUGGACCUGGACGUCUCCCUCAUGGUCCAAUGUCCGUUCGCGGGGGGGCUGACCCAAGAGCGCGUCCAUGUGGAGAUUUCUGCCGAGUACAACCGCCGGGUCCUCCUCAGCCAUGAGCAGAAGAUCGCCGACAUCUGGCGGCAGAGGAAGCAGGAGAAGCCCUGGCUGUUCAACGGGGCCAAGUUCCGCAUUCACUCGGCCCAGCUCGAGAGCGGGGGGCUGCUGCUGAGGCUCGGCCUGACCUGCUACAAGGACUACCUGGGCACAAACUGGGCGCCCGAGGCCCGGCUGCUGCAGGAGCAGGGCACAGCAGACUUUGGCGACAGCCAGGCCUACUUGGCAGAGCCCCUGGGGGUUGGAGCAAUGCUUCACACAGCUGAUGACUGCUUUGUGUUCCUGAGGAGGAGUGAGCAAGUUGCUGAGGCCGCAGCACAGGUGGACAUUCCAGGAGGACACCCAGAACCCAAGGCAGCUGCGAAAGGAAUUCCGGAAGAUACCAUUCAAGUGGAACACUUGUCGGGGGAGCUGGUUGUUCAGGAAAUAUUUUCCUCCAUUUUGGGCGAGAUCCGAGAUGAGGUCAAUGUUCCUCUGGAAAGUUUAAGCAGACCUUUGCUGCUGGGAAUCGCACGGAAUCACAGAAGCGCAGGACGACCCAGUGCGGAAUUUUAUAUCCGGUGUGAGCUGACAUCGGAGGAGGUGAGGCAGCGCUAUCUCAUUGGAGGAGUUGAGGCCCACGAAUCGACCAGCAUCAGCUUUGUCCGGCAAGAGGAUGUCCUGAAACUUGAGGAGGACGUGGAAGGCUGGCGAGAGCUGUGCCCGUCGGCCAAGGGUGCCGUCAAGCUCUACACGCUUGUGCGCCCUUCCCGGGCAUCUUGAUCCUGCUCCGAACAGAAUUGAAACCGGAACACAAGACCAUAAAUACCGCACGUCCUGCUCCAGGAAGGCACAAAGGACAAUGGACAUUUUUCUGGGCGGUAGCAGGUGGCAUCUGAACCUGUCAGUUUGUCUCUCUCUUUCUGCUUUGGUGGCCGGGGUACAUUGUCUCCGCUGCUGGACCCAGCCGAGUGUUAAAGAGGCCAUUCGGCCCAUUGUGCCUGUUCCGGCUCUUCAGGUGAGCAUCAUUACCCGGCUUCAGUCUCCUGCCUUUUACCCGCCUCAAGCCCUCGCACAUUAUUUUUAUCCAAAUAAUCGUCUUGAACGCCCCAAUUUAAAGCUGCCCCCAUCCCCAUUUCCCAUGACUAAUGACUCGCUAAGCGGAAAAGUUCUUUCUCACGUCACCCUUGCUGCUUUCGUAAGCCACUUUACAUCUACACCCUUCUCCCAUUCUUGUUCCUUUUACAAGUGGGACCAGCCUCUCCCUAUCGACUCUGUCCAGCGCACCCCACCACCACCCCCCCCCCCACCCCCCCCCCCCCCCGCCCCCAAUGAAAACCUCUCCCAGAUCUCCGUCUCUUAGCCACCUUCUCUCCAAGGAGAACAAUCUCGACAUCUCCAAUCUACCUUUGUCGCUGAAGUUUCCCAUCCCUGGAACCGUUCUUGUAAAUCACUGCUGCGCGCUCUCUGGUGUGUUCCCGUCUUCUCGAUAAUGCAGUGCCCUCAAGGCUAUACACUGGUCCAGCUGAGCUCUAAGCCGAACAGUUGGAGGAAUUGGGGAACCGAAGCUUCCUCUGGCUUCCAGGCCCUGGGUUCAGAUCCAGGCUCCUCUUGCGCUGGGGGCCUCUCAAUUUUCUUUUUUUAUUGUAUCAGGCAUUGUUGGCUGGGCCAGCAUUUGUUGGCCAUUCCUCAUUGCCUCUUGGACUGAGUGGCUUGCUGGGCUAUUUCACUUGCAGGGUUGCGGGUUGUGGGGAAGAGUUAAGAUUCACCCAUGUCUCUGGGGUUCUGGAGUCGCAUGUAGGCCACAUCAGGUAAUGCACUUUUCCUAGAGGGAACCGGGUAUAAAACUAUCGAGCAAUGAUAGUUGUCAGUAUCGAGAGUAGCUUUCAGCCCCGUGUAAGUUCCACCGGUUGCUUCGGUCGGAUUCGAACAGUCUGGGCCUGUGGAUUGCUAAUCCAAUUACCAGACUGCAGUGCCACCAUUGCUGCUGCUUCGCCAGCUCUCCGAGUGCCUCACUACGGUUUGAAAAGUGCUGAUGGUUUCCGCCAGCCACGUGCUGCUUCUCUGCGCUUCUGGCUAAGUGGUGGGGGGGUAGGGUCAAGGUAGCGUGGGCAGUCGGCGAAUUGCUCGUGGGCAGAGCCAGCACGGAAACGACAGAGGGGCCAAAUGGCUACCUCCUGCACCGGAGCUGUUCUCUGACUGCGACAGACCAAAGGGGACAGUGUGUGGUGCCAAUAAAUGAGGGUUGCUGGUACGUCAGGUUAGAGCUGUACACUGUGGAAGCUUCUCAACAAUUAAAGGAAGAUUUUGCCUUUA
This is a messenger RNA of Rhincodon typus (whale shark), 2902 nucleotides long. It is a transcript of the gene nudt22, whose product is annotated as nudix (nucleoside diphosphate linked moiety X)-type motif 22. The transcript has 7 exons. Lineage: Eukaryota; Metazoa; Chordata; Chondrichthyes; Orectolobiformes; Rhincodontidae. The coding region runs from base 494 to 1369 and encodes 291 amino acids. Gene Ontology annotation, molecular function: GDP-mannose hydrolase activity. The record is from RefSeq and is a predicted model, not a curated record.